AACGAAACAAGAGCAGGACUCAGGAGGGCCUUUCCUGUCUGGCCGCCAUUGCGGCUGGCCGCUGUACUACAAGUUCAACGUGGUAGCGCAGAGCAGCACCCAGCAUAUGAAAUAGAGGGCUGGCAGAGCCCUUUUAGGUUGUGGUCUGUCUCGUCUUUUCGCUUUCAAAGGGCAUGCGAGAUGUGGGACGUUUACAGAAGUAGCCGCUGCGAUUGAGGCAAUUGUGUUAAAUGCUAGAGGGCAGGACACACGGAAGGAACAAUAGCUGCACAGCUCGGACAAUUCUUUAAGAAACCCCUUUCGUAAAGCGCCUUCCUGCCAUGAAGGAGCUCACGUUCACCGCUGAGAUCAGCGGCGUCCCGCCAGAGGUGGUGUUUCAGAUAUUGUACUUCGACAAAGACUUCCUUACUCGGUAUCACACUGAGGUGAAUGGGGAUGCUGAUGCCCGGGCGACCAACUGGAGUGAGGAUGAUACGAGGGUGGUCACCUUCCAGACGCCCGUCAACGCCCCCGCCAUUGUCGCAAAGUGUGUUGGCGCAGACACGCUGCGGGUGCGCGAGGAGCAGGCCAUCACGCACAAGACAAAGGAGCUGUACAUCGUAGAGUCAGUGCCGCGGCUGGACCUCCCGGGGGGGGACCGCUUCAAGACGGGGGGCCAAGUGGAGCUGCGGCCGGCGGGCGGGGACACACCGGGGACGGCCAUCAUCAUGGUGGCACGAAUGGAGUGCGCGCUCUGGCCGCUCGGAUCCAUGAUGGAAAACUUCAUGGGGGAGCAAGCGAAGAAGACCUUUGUGGAGUGGCUGCACAUGCUAAAUGUCAUAUGCCGCGAGAAAGUGGGCAUGUUUGGCGAUAGCAGCGACUCGGAGGAGUACUUCGAUGUUACGGAAGAGUCCUUCCCAGACGAUGCCUUCUCCGACAACGAGAUUGUGGGUGAGGACUCGGACGCUUGGUACUUAAAGACCCUGUUGAAGGAGCUUAGGUCCCUUAGGUGCGUCGCUGAUGCAACCGACGCAAAGCUCGCAAGCCUAGACGUGCGAUUAGGGAAGCUGGAAGACAUGCUCCAGACGAAAGCUCAAGCGAAGAUAGUAUCUUUCGUUCCGAGUCUACCAAGCGCGAGUCUUCUCGGCUGGACGGCCUUAGCAGGGGCAGUUUCGGUCGGAGUCAUCUCCGCGACUCACUUAUAUGUUAGGUCGCAUAGAUUUUGAGCUUCUAAAACAGUUUAAUAUUUACGUUAGUAAGUCAAACCUUUGCUGCUGGCUAGUUAACCCGUUAGUAGCUGAUUGAUGCGCAUCAUAGGAGCUGGCGCUGUUAUACUCUCGUAUGACAAGCGGCAGGAUGGCAACAAGCUAGCCAGAGCUAGGUUUGUAACAUACAUGUUUGGAUCUCAGAUCCCCUGCCAAGGCUGGCAGGCCCGGGCAGUUUAGUCAACUCGCACGAUGGGAUUUGCAUCACCACUCCAACGUAUGAAGUUC
Molecule: messenger RNA, 1472 nt
Organism: Klebsormidium nitens
Lineage: Eukaryota; Viridiplantae; Streptophyta; Klebsormidiophyceae; Klebsormidiales; Klebsormidiaceae
Source: the annotation of a GenBank genome assembly